Phragmites australis (common reed) is the source of this 384-nucleotide messenger RNA. RefSeq names its product lysine-rich arabinogalactan protein 19-like. NCBI's taxonomy places the organism in Eukaryota, Viridiplantae, Streptophyta, Magnoliopsida, Poales, Poaceae. The transcript has a single exon. The coding region runs from base 1 to 384 and encodes 127 amino acids. The record is from RefSeq and is a predicted model, not a curated record.
AUGCCGACGCUGUCUCGGAGUCAGAGUGCCAACACCCUCUCCCUCCCUAAUGAGGAGGGGCCACCCCGCGCCACCGCCCCUAAGGAGGAGCCGCUCUCGCUGCUAUCACCCGCACGGAGGAGGAGCCACCCUCACCACUGUCACCCCCACAGAGGAGGAGCCACCCUCACUGUUGUCACUCCCAUGAAGGAGGAGCCGCCCCGCGCCGCUGUCACUCCCAUGAAGGAGGAGCCGCCCCGCUCCGCCGCCUCCCCCGAGAAGGAGGAGCCACCCUGUGCUGCUGCCGUCCCUGAGGAGGAGCCACCCUUGCCGUCAUCACCGCCACAGAGGUGGAGCCACCCGCCGCCCUCAAUGCCGAUGCUGAGGACCACCUCACCAUGGUGA